This is a messenger RNA of Manihot esculenta (cassava), 645 nucleotides long. RefSeq lists its product as uncharacterized. Bases 1 to 645 code for a protein of 214 amino acids. The transcript has 2 exons. The record is from RefSeq and is a predicted model, not a curated record. Lineage: Eukaryota; Viridiplantae; Streptophyta; Magnoliopsida; Malpighiales; Euphorbiaceae.
AUGAAGUACUCAAAGAACCGCCUAACAGAGAAGGGAGGUGAAGGAGCUGGUCCUUCUACACAUACAGGUGGGUCCAUAACACAUGAGGAGCAUGCUAGACGCAUACAAAAUGCUAACACAGACAAAGUUCCUCCAACAGCAGCUGAGUUGUUUCUCCACACCCAUACAAAGAAGAGUGAUCGCAACAAAUUUGUUGAUAAACGAGCUGAAAUUGUUUAUGAAAAUUAUUUGAAGCUAAAAGAACAACAUUCAAGCCAGAAUGUGGGAUCAGAUCCUGUGGAAGGAGAUGGAGGAACUAUUAAUGAGGAUCAAUUGUUCAUUACUGCAGCAGGAGGAUGGCAAGGAAGUCGAGUUUAUGGUUUAGGUAGUGCUGCCUCUUCUGCCUUCUCUCAAACAGGAACUGUGGGAAAAACAACAAAUGUUCCAUCAUCCCAAUCACCAGAAUGGAAGAAGGAAAUUGAAGCAAAGUUUGAAGAGAAAUAUAAUAGUUUGCAGAAACUUGUACUAGACCAAAAUCAGAUAAUAGCUCAAAUGCGUGAUGAACUACAGGCAAGGAGGAUGGGACAGCAGUCUUCCUCAUUGAUGCCAUCAACAUCUGAUAUGCCUCCAGCUCAAAGAUCCCCUGGUGAUUCACAUAUAGAUUAG